Messenger RNA from Schizophyllum commune H4-8, 993 nucleotides. RefSeq lists its product as uncharacterized. Lineage: Eukaryota; Fungi; Basidiomycota; Agaricomycetes; Agaricales; Schizophyllaceae. Gene Ontology annotation, biological process: inositol metabolic process; phosphatidylinositol phosphate biosynthetic process; signal transduction. Bases 1 to 993 code for a protein of 330 amino acids. Gene Ontology annotation, molecular function: inositol monophosphate 1-phosphatase activity. The record is from RefSeq and is a predicted model, not a curated record. The transcript has 6 exons.
AUGCCCACCGACCUUACCAUCGCCGACUACCAGACCAUCCUCGCCUUCACCACCAACCUCGCGCGCCGCGCGGGCGAGGUCAUCCUCGCGGGCUCGCAGGCCAUCCGCAACGCGCCCGCGUCGGAGAUCAACGAGAAGAAGAACUCGGUGGACCUGGUGACGGAGUACGACGUGAAGGUGGAGGAGCUGGUGAAGAAGGAGAUUGCGGGGAAGUACCCGGAUUUCGAGUUUCUGGGAGAGGAGUCCUAUGCUGCCGGAUCGAGGCCACCGCUGUCGGACAAGCCGACGUUUUGCGUGGAUCCCAUCGACGGAACCACGAAUUUCAUCCACGGCUUCCCAUUUGUUUGCAUAUCCCUUGGCCUCAUCUACAAGAAGAAGCCCGUGCUCGGUGUCAUCUACAACCCAUUCCUUGACCAUCUGUACACCGCUAUCACUGGCCAGGGUGCCUUCGUCACGGAGGGCAUCAACAACCAGCCUCUGAGGCUACCGUUGACAAUCGAGCCACGCCCUCUGACCUCCCUCUCGCAGGGCCUCCUAGGGAUCGAAUGGGGGGCUGAUCGCUCUGAGGAGAUCCUGGCGAAGAAGUCCGCAUCCUUCUAUCGUUUGGCCGGAAACCCAGAGGCGGGCGUCAAGGGUGGCAAGAUGGCCCACAGCUUGCGUAGCCUUGGCAGCGCUGCACUCAACUUCACGUUGGUCGCCAGGGGGUCGUUGGAUGUGUACUGGGAAAUCGGGUGCUACCCAUGGGAUGUCUGCGCGGGUAUUGUCAUUGCACAGGAGGCGGGCGGUUUGGUUACAGGUUCACAUAAAGUCUUCGCUACGACAAAGGAUGACGCGUCGAAGUUCGGAGAGGUUGGUGAAGAGAUUCUAUGGGGGAGGAAAUACGUUGUCGUGCGCGCCAUUGGACCUGCACCUGGCGAGUCGAAGGUGGAGGCGCAGAAGAGAAUUAUCGGGGAAUUGUACGACUCGGUGGACGACGCAGAGCCGACCAAGUAG